AUGGCCGCCCUCCUCUAUGCUCUGUGCGUCCUUCCCACUACCCUGGCCACUAUCGGCGUAGGUCUUUCUCCUAAUGGCGUCACGGAGCUGUUCGGCAACUCUUUUGGCCUGCCUGGGGAGAAUGCCACCUAUGAUUAUAUCGUGGUCGGAGGAGGCACGGCAGGGAGUUACAAUGGACGCGAGAUCCUGUAUGUUGCCGGGCAGACUUUUGGCGGAAGCUCGGCCUCCAAUUACAUGGGGUAUGCGCGCGCCACUGAGGGCACAUUUGAUGAAUGGUCUAAGAUUGUUGACGAUGAUCUCUGGUCCUGGGAAAAUGUGUAUCCCGCGUACAAAAAGAGCUGUAACUUCACGGCGCCCAACUACAACAAGAUCGAUCCGUCCUUCAACAUUUCUUACGAUGUGUCGGCCUUUGAGAGCACCGGGGGACCUCUCCAAGUAUCGUACGGCAACUCUCUCGGUCCGUACGGUCCGUAUCUGGAAGAAUCUCUCGACAAGCUCGGCUUUGAACGUCUCCCCGGAUUCAACAGUGGGCGGCUGAUUGGUUAUGCCACGAUCAUGACUGCCAUUGAUCCAGAGGAAGCAACUCGCAGCAGCUCCGAAACCUCGUUCCUGCAGCUGGCGGCACAGCACUCGAAUACUAAACUGUAUCCACAGACCCUGGGCUCUCGGAUUCUAUUCGAUGAGAACAAGCAGGCCACGGGUGUCGAGGUGCAGACCAACUCGUCGACGUCGAAAUUCAAGUAUCAUCUCAAUGCGAACAAAGAGGUCAUUGUCUCUGCUGGUACCACUCUGCAAAAGUACAACAUCCCCAUUGUAGCAGACCUGUCCGGAGUAGGUCAGGGGGCGAGGGAUCAACCGUGGAUGGCCCUGUCAUAUAAGGUCAAUGUGACCACCGUCACUCAAGUGGCUGCCGGCAAUGCCGAGUUCUCUGCUGCCCGAGUGGAAGAAUAUCUGACCAACCAAACGGGUCUACUGUCUAGCAUCGGAGGAGGCCAAGCUCUGGCCUUUGAGAACCAAUCCAACCGGGACUUCCUCGACACGUUCCCGAGUGACUGGCCCGAGGCCAACUAUCUUUCCUUGGAGUAUGGCUCCUACCCGUCGGACCUGGGUCCCGAUGACAACUACCUCACCACCGGCUCGACCCUACUCACCACCUCUGGUGAUCAAGAACAGGUCAUUGCUGCAUUGCAGCGCAUUAGAGAGAUCGCAUUCAACAGUACCAUUGUCGAGGAAGAAUAUCUGCCAGGCCCCAAUGUGACGACUCGCACGGAGAUCCUGGAGUGGCUCAAGGAUAACAUGAGUCUGAUCUACCACGCUACAUCAUCCUGCAAGAUGGGUAUUUCCAAUGAUACCACCGCCGUCGUGGACUCUCGGGCCCGGGUGCGCGGGGUGACCGGCCUCCGGGUCGUUGACGCCGGUGCUUUUCCUCUUGUGCCUCCAACAUUUCCGAUGGUCACUGUGUACAUGUUCGCUGAGAAGAUUGCCGAGUCGAUCCUUGGCGGUCAGUGA
This is a messenger RNA of Aspergillus alliaceus, 1509 nucleotides long. Its product is annotated as GMC family oxidoreductase. Gene Ontology annotation, molecular function: flavin adenine dinucleotide binding; oxidoreductase activity, acting on CH-OH group of donors. The transcript is spliced from 9 exons. The coding region runs from base 1 to 1509 and encodes 502 amino acids. The record is from RefSeq and is a predicted model, not a curated record. Gene Ontology annotation, biological process: secondary metabolite biosynthetic process. NCBI's taxonomy places the organism in Eukaryota, Fungi, Ascomycota, Eurotiomycetes, Eurotiales, Aspergillaceae.